AUGAAAGUUUUCAUUUUUCUUUUCGCCGGUGAAGCCUUCGCGAGAGGAUUUCUGCGAGAGCGUCGAUCCACAGAUGAUCUUAAUUUCUGCGAAUCAAAGGCGAAUAAUGGGCACUAUCCGCAUUGCGAGUGCCAGAAAUUCUACCACUGCUAUGAGAAUCAGAAGACGGCGGUGAAGAGCUGUACUGGUGGGACUGUUUAUGACCCGGUUAUUCAAGGCUGUAACCACGCUUAUGCUACUGAUACGUCGCACUGUUGCAUGAUGACGACAACAACAACUCGACCCCCGUCAGUCUCAACGACCAAACAAUGCACUUGCUCAACAACUACAACUCGACCUCCGUCAGUUUCAACAACCACUUCUACCCGUCCACCAAAUGUUUUUUCAAGCUCAACUGCAACAACGCGGCCUCCAACAGUUUCUUCAUCAACGAUAACGACGACAAGACCUCCAUCAGUCUCAACAACAACUUCGACUCGACCUCCGACCGUUUCCUCUUCAACAACUCGUCCUCCAAGCAUCACUGAAUCAACUCGAUCAGAGUCAGAACCCUGUCCUUGCAUGACAACUACAACUCGACCUCCUACCAUCUCAUCCUCUACAACGCGACCACCGAGCGUCAAUAUCGAUGAUGAAAGCAUGGAAGACAAGAAUCGUGCUUUUCGAAUGAUUCUUCGUAUUCUUGAUUUUCUCCAAAACUGGUUUUAA
This is a messenger RNA of Oikopleura dioica, 708 nucleotides long. Lineage: Eukaryota; Metazoa; Chordata; Appendicularia; Copelata; Oikopleuridae. The record is from the annotation of a GenBank genome assembly.